Molecule: messenger RNA, 4125 nt
Organism: Rotaria sordida
Lineage: Eukaryota; Metazoa; Rotifera; Eurotatoria; Philodinida; Philodinidae
Source: the annotation of a GenBank genome assembly
AUGACAGCUUCACCUAAACGCUUAUUUGCAAUUAGCUUAGAAGAAAUUGGUGAUAGACCUAAAUUUUCAUGGCAAACUGGUCAUGGUACACAUAUAGCUGCUGCUGGGUCAUUAAAUAUUAUUACUAUUCGUAAUCGACAAGGCGAUGAAAUUGCUUCGAUUCCUUUAAAAGGACCAUGUCUGCAAAUGAGUUGGGAUAAAGAUGGAGAUACAUUAGCAGUGAUUACAGAAAAAUCAAAUCUAGUUUAUUUAUGGAGUGCAAAUAGUCAAAAAACAAAUGUUAUUGAUACACCAGCAAAAGACUAUACUACUGUAAUAUCAUGGUCAAAAUCAUCACCUAUUCUUGCUAUUGGCACAUCUCGUGGUAAUAUUAUUCUUUAUGAUCAACCGACAGCAAAAAAAUUGCCUUUAAUCGGUCAACAUUCAGGUCGUAUAACAACAAUGGCAUGGAGUAAAGAUAAUUUAUUAGCGAUAGGUGCUAAUGAUAAUCGAAUAUCAGUUAUGUCAUCAAGUGGAACUGUUCUUCAACGAUGUGAUACAACUGAUACACCAAAACAUUUAAAAUUUUCAGAAAUGAAACGAGAAAAACGAGGAACUUAUGAAGAAAGCACAGUAAGUGCAGUUAUUGGAAAAAAACAUUUAGGUUUAUGGACUGUUGGAGAUUCAAAUAAUAAUGCAGCAUCAGCUGCAGGUAGUCAAUUAUUUACACUUAAUUUUCAAGAUAAAUAUGGAGAUAUUAGUGAUUAUCAAUGGUUUGGUGAUGGAUAUAUUAUGAUUGGAUUUAGUGGAGGUUAUUUUAUUGUUAUUUCAACAUAUCAUAAAGAAAUUGGUGAAGAAUUACAUAAAACUCGUGAUCAUAAAGGUUAUUUAUCAAGUAUAGCAAUAUCAACAGCAUUAAAUAGAGCAGCAACUUGUGGAAAUGGUGGAAUUAAAAUUCAUGAAUUAUCAGAUCAAUAUGUUAUAGAUUCGAUAAUUACAAUUGACGAAGGAAAUGAUAAUUUAUCUGAUAUUGCUUGGAGUGUUGAUGGUCAAUUAUUAGCAGUAUCGAAAAGUACAGGUGCUAUUUAUGUUUAUUUAACAAAAUUAUCAAUGUUAGCAAGUGUUUGGCAACAAAAAAUAGCUUUUAUGACAUCAUUAUGUGAAGUAUCGAUUUAUGAUCAUCAAACAAAAACAAAAAUUGAUAAUGUUCAUUUAACAACAGAAAUUGAACCGAGUGUAUUAGCAAUGAGUGAUCUUUAUAUUGCUGUUGGAUUUAAUAAUCAUGCUUUAUAUUAUCGUAUUCAAAGUUUUGAAGAAGUCAUCAAAGUUUCUGAACAUGAUUAUUUAAGUACCAUAUCAGAAUUACAAAUAAAUUCACAUUAUGCAGCUGCUUUUAUGAGUGGACGUAUUCAAUUACAUAUGAUUGAAGAAUCUGAACAUCGUAGUGAAGAACGUCAUUCAAUUAUGUUUCCAUUACCUGAUACAAAUGAUGGAAAAAUUGUUUGUUAUUGUCUUACAAAAGAUUUUCUUAUUUAUGGAACCGAUAAAGGUACAUUAAUUUUUUUUCAUAUUGAAGAAUGGCAAAUAGUUAAUAAAUUUGAUAAACAUAAAACAAGUAUACAAAAAUUAUUUACAGAACAUUUUGGUACAUCAGUAGCAUUUAUUGAUCAAAAAGGUGAUGGAUAUUUAUAUAAUGUCUUUUUUGAAAAUCCAAGUAUGAUUCAAAUACCAAAUCUUCCAUCAGGAACAAAAUCUAUUCUAUGGGAAACUAGUGUGGAAAAUGAGUGGAUAUUUACUAGUUUCGAUUCUGAUUCCAUAACAACAUAUUCUGUCUAUCGUGAUUCUUUAAAAGGUCCUCAAAUAAUGUUUGUUGGUACAACACGUUUACCAAUAUUUGGUUCAGUACCAUUACUUCUUAAUGCUGGUCUUCUUCUUUUACUUGAUUCAAGUGGAAAAAUUGUUCAAACUAAAUUAGAAACAUAUGGAUUUUUAAAUGAUUCAGGUGAACAAGAAUAUACACUUGAUGAUGCUAUAGAUCGAUUAUCGAAAGCUAUUCUUAUGAAACGAUAUGACGAUGCAAUGUUUUGGGCUAAACAACUUAAUGAUAGUCAAGAAUGGAAUAAAUUUGCAACUGCUUUACUUUAUUCAUUAAAUAUUGAUUAUGCAAUAAAAGUUUUUCGAGAAAUUGGACAUCCGGGUAUGGUCAUGGCACUUGAAGAAAUAAAACAUGUAGAAGAUAAAAGUCUUGUUUCUGCACAUUUUGCUGCUCUUUUUGGUGAUUAUGAUCUUGCACAAGAACUUUUUCUUAAAUGUGGUUGUCCAUUGGAAGCAUUAAAUAUGCGACGAGAUUGUAUGCAAUUUGAAGCAGCAAUGACACUUGCAAAAGCUUAUGAUUCUGAACAAAUACCUUAUAUAUCAGCAGCACAUGCUGAACAACUUGAAUUUACAGGAGAUUCAAGUGCAGCAGUUAAAUUUUAUGAACAAGGUAUAACUAAAAAAGAAAAGGAUUUACAUCAUGAUCAAAGAUGUUUUACUGGUCUUGCUCGAUGUUAUAUUAAAGUUGGAGACAUUAAAAAAGGUUCUACAAUUGCAUUACGUUUACCUGGAAAAGAAAUAAAAGAAGAAUGUGCAAAAUUACUUGAAGGAUUGAAACAAUGGCCUGAAGCUGCAGAAUUAUUUGAAAAAGCUGAAUGUUGGGACAAUGCUGCUAUAGCUUAUAUUAAAAUGAAAAAUUGGGUUAAAGUUAGUGAAAUUCUUCCAAAUGUUAAUACACCAAAGAUUCAUUCAAUGUAUGCUAAAGCACGAGAACAUGAAGGAAGAUUUAAAGAAGCAUGUGCUGCUUAUAUGAGAGCAGGUGAAUGGGAAAAUGCUAUCAGAAUUCAACUUAAUCAAUUAAAAUCUCCUGAACAAGCUGUUAAAAUUGUUCGUGAAACUCAAAGUAUUGAAGGUGCUAAAAUGGUUGCAAGAUUUUUUGAAUCAAUUAAUGAUUAUAGUUCUGCAUUACAAUUUCUUGUUUUAUCAAAAUGUUAUAAUGAAGCAUUUGCUAUGGCACAACAAAAUGGACUUAUGGAACUCUAUGCUCAAGUUAUUGAAAAAGUUCUUAAAGAUGGUCGUGAUAUUCCAUUAGAUGAUCUUGAAGGUGCAGCAAUAUUUUUUCAAAAUCAAAAUAAUCAUUUACUUGCUGGAAAAUUUUUUAUGUUUGCACAAAAUUAUGAUCGAGCAUUAACACAUUUAAUGCGUUGUACUGGUUCAAAUGAAAGUAAAGGUAUUGAUUUAGCUAUAACAUGUGUUGGAAAAGCACGUAGUCAACAAUUAACACAAAAAUUACUAGAAUUUUUACUUGGAGAAAAAGAUCAAAUACCAAAAGAAGCAAAAUAUCUUUUCCGAUUUUAUUUAAGUUUGGGUCAAUAUAUAGAAGCAUCAAAAACAGCUAUUAUAAUUGCUCAACAAGAUCAAGAAUCAGGAAAUUAUCGAAGUGCUCGUGAUGUUCUUUUUACAAUGCAUCAAGAACUUAAAGCACAACAUACAGCUAUACCAUUUGAAAUGGCUAAUAGUUUAAUGUUAUUACAUAGUUAUAUUCUUGUUAAAAUUCAAAUUAAACUUAAUAAUCAUAAUCAUGCAGCCCGACUUCUUAAUCGUGUUUCACAUAAUGUUAGCAAAUUUCCAGCUCAUAUUGUUCAGAUUUUAACAACAACAGUUAUUGAAUGUCAAAAAGCAGGGAUGAAUAAUUCAGCAUUUAAUUUUUCACUAAUACUUAUGAAACCUGAAUAUCGUGACCAAAUUGAUGCGAAAUAUAAGAAAAAAAUUGAAGCACUUGUUCGAAAACCAGAUAAAAGUGAAAGUGAAGAAGAUUUUUCUCAAUGUCCACAUUGUCAUCAACGUGUACCUACAUAUGAAUUAUUAUGUCCAAGUUGUCAACUUGCAUUACCUUAUUGUAUUGUUACUGGAGCUCAUAUUCUUCGAGAAGAUUUAUGUUUAUGUCCAUCAUGUAAUUUUCCAGCAAUUCAUUCAGAAUUUUUAAGAUAUCUGAGUAUAGAUGAUGUAUGUCCAAUGUGUACAACAAAAAUUGAUGGAUCACGUAUUACGAAACUUGAUAGUGGAGCAGCCGUAGAUAGUUUUCUUGCACAAUCAUCGGAUAUGUCUUGA